Messenger RNA from Ceraceosorus guamensis, 165 nucleotides. RefSeq lists its product as hypothetical. Lineage: Eukaryota; Fungi; Basidiomycota; Exobasidiomycetes; Ceraceosorales; Ceraceosoraceae. The transcript has a single exon. Bases 1 to 165 code for a protein of 54 amino acids. The record is from RefSeq and is a predicted model, not a curated record.
AUGAAGAAUGGGCGCGCGAGUCCGGAGUGGAGUGGAGUGGAGUGGAGUGGAGUGGAGUGGAGUGGAGUGGAGUGGAGUGGAGUGGAGUGGAGUGGAGUGGAGUGGAGUGGAGUGGAGUGGAGCGGCUGCGAGGGGCACUCUUGGCUCGUGACUCUUGGCUCGUGA